AUGUCCAAAAAUCUUAAUCGACUGGUUUGGUGUAUGGACUCUAAUGGCAAAUCUGGAUUAUGGUUUAGCCCCUAUUCGGACUCUCGUGGAGGUAAACUGAGUGAAUUUAUUUCUGCCAACAACCUAUUUGUUAUUAAUGAAUAUUAUGGACCUACGUUUCAGGCAACUCAGGGUUCUAGUUAUAUUGAUGUUACUGUUAUUGGUUCAGAUCUUCUCCUGGAUGUUUCGAGUUGGCGGCUGUCUGAAAAAGAAUCCCUUUCUGAUCACAUGAUGAUUGAAUUUGAAUUUUGUCUCUCUACGUUCUUACGAGACACCUCAAAUGUUCCUUUUAAAAUAUUCAAUACAGGGAAAGCAAAUUGGGAUCGUUUUCGAAAAUUUUGUUCUUCUCGCAAAACCCGUUUCAUUGAUAUUCUUAACGACUGUACUGACGGUUCUCGCCUAAAUACUCUUGUUGAGAAUUUUAGUUUUGUUCUUCUCCAGGCAUUUCAAAUUUCCAUACCUGUUAGGAAUCAUGGUAAGCACAAUGUUCCUUGGUGGUCUGCCGAAAUUUUUUGUAUGAGAAAGAGGCUUAAUGCCUCUAGGCGUAGAUUUCAGCGUUGUAAAAAUUCGCCUCUUAGAGAACUUUAUAAAAGUAAAUAUUUUGAAUAUAGAAAAGUUUACAAUCUAAAGCUUGCCGAUGCUAAAUCUCAGUCUUGGAAAAACAUUUCUUUCGACCAUUGA
This is a messenger RNA of Stegodyphus dumicola, 720 nucleotides long. RefSeq lists its product as uncharacterized. The record is from RefSeq and is a predicted model, not a curated record. NCBI's taxonomy places the organism in Eukaryota, Metazoa, Arthropoda, Arachnida, Araneae, Eresidae.